CAGCCAAUUAGAGGAUAUCCAUUCACACGUGAGAGAGAGUCAGUAAACUAAUGAGUAGAUCUCAGAUAAAUAUAUAUUUCUACAUAAUCACCAGCCAAUGUGACACAAAACAUGACUAGGAUACAGUGGGACUUCUGAUAUAUACAAUGAACAGCAGCAAUGAGAGUUUUCCUACAGAGUUUGUCAGACGGAAUGAUAUUGAGAACAUUUUUCUUGCCUUUGCGUUAAUGAUUGUGAUGUUGUUUUCUGUAUUUGGGAAUAUUGCGGUGAUGAUUGCUAUAUUUAUGAGCCGGGCUCUGAGGGAAGAGAUGUCAAAUCGGCUGACAAUGAACCUGGCCAUAACUGACCUCUCUAACGGCUUGAUUGUCAUGUUCAGUAGCCUAUCUUCUGUUAUCAAUGACUCCUGGAAAUUUGGCUCGGUGUUCUGUGACUUGAUUUGUGCUAUAAACUACUGUCUUAUUAUCACCUCGAUGCUGACUCUCUGUUUUAUAAGCUGUGACAGGUUCCAGGCCAUUGCCUACCCCCUUCACUACGUCAGCAGAAUCAAGCCCAAACACAUGUACAUCAUGAUUGCCUAUUCCUGGUUCCAAGGGAUUGUUUUCUCGGUGGUUCCGCCGGCACUGCGCUGGGUGGAGUACGACUACUGGGAAGCUAUAUGUGCCAUACAGUGGCACCGUGAGAGACAGCAAGCCGUGUAUUACGUAGUGAUAGCAUUCCUCCUGUGUUUUCUUCUCCCAGGGGUCAUUCUCAUUAUAAAUUACUACAAAAUCAUCAAACAGGUCAAGUCUAAGGUGUCGUGUCCUGGCGGUCCUAUGCCGGCUAAAAGUUACAGCACUAGCUCUAAGGCCAUCAGAAGCCUCCUUAUUGUUGUGAUCGCGUAUUUUGUGUGUAUGACUCCCUUCAGCGUAACAAAGUUAAUGAAAGUGGUCAUAGCACAAGAGACAGUACUUAACAGUCAGAUAAACUCUGUGGCAAGUGUCGUUGCUUUUAUUUCUAGUGCCGUUAAUCCAUUAAUCUAUGGAAUAUUUCGUAAAGACUUCCGUCUAGCCUAUAAGAGAAUAUUCCUAUCUUUUAUAGGUAGAGACAAAGUACACAGCAUGCAGUCUUCUUUACAGGACUAUUCCUCAUAAUGGCAUUGUUUGUAAUACAAUGAGUAAUUAAAACAUGGUGUGUAUAAAAUAACUAUAUAUGGUUAUUAUAAAUGUGUUCAUUUUGUCCCAAAACAUUAAAACUUAGCUCAAACUUGCUUGUGUUAACUGUUAAUUGCAUGAACAAAAAUUCAGUUAAACCACUUAAGCCUAAAGAAUACAGCAGGGAAGAGGGGAAUUAUGAUCAGAAUUUUCUGUUUUAUAUAUAUGUGUAGAUGUAUUACUAUUUAUUCUGAUUUCUUUAGGAACUGACACUGUGUCCAGUACUGAUCUGUUCGAUAUUAAUGAUGAUUAAAAAAAUCAUGGCAUUGAGUG
Saccostrea cuccullata (small rock oyster) is the source of this 1463-nucleotide messenger RNA. RefSeq names its product 5-hydroxytryptamine receptor 1A-alpha-like. Gene Ontology annotation, molecular function: neurotransmitter receptor activity; G protein-coupled serotonin receptor activity. The coding region runs from base 147 to 1130 and encodes 327 amino acids. The transcript has a single exon. NCBI's taxonomy places the organism in Eukaryota, Metazoa, Mollusca, Bivalvia, Ostreida, Ostreidae. The record is from RefSeq and is a predicted model, not a curated record. Gene Ontology annotation, cellular component: dendrite; plasma membrane. Gene Ontology annotation, biological process: chemical synaptic transmission; G protein-coupled receptor signaling pathway, coupled to cyclic nucleotide second messenger.